AUGGCAUAUCUCAUGCACGAACUCCUCAAAAACAAAUCAACUCAAAGAUUCAUCCUAUCUCUCAAAACCCCACAACACCAACAUCGACUCUCAAAAGUUAGCCCUUCACUAAUCCCUCAACAAACUCACCAUUUUUCAUUAAUCCAACCUGAAAAUUCCCUUGAAAAUGACAAAUCUACUGAACCCUCGAAGUUGUACCCAAGUUUCCCGUUUGGGUAUUUAUUGAACCCCGUUAGCUCAAUUGGGUUUGACACAAUGGCUAUCAUGGAGGUCGAGGAGGAGGAAGUAGAGACUGAGGAUAAUAAUGCCGGAAAAGCAUGGGCAGAUAGUGUGAAGAAGAAGAGGAAGAAGAAGAUGAACAAGCAUAAAUACAAGAAACUCAGGAAGCGUCUCAGGAGAAAAACAUAG
This is a messenger RNA of Gossypium arboreum, 408 nucleotides long. RefSeq lists its product as uncharacterized. NCBI's taxonomy places the organism in Eukaryota, Viridiplantae, Streptophyta, Magnoliopsida, Malvales, Malvaceae. The record is from RefSeq and is a predicted model, not a curated record. Gene Ontology annotation, biological process: mRNA processing. The transcript has a single exon. The coding region runs from base 1 to 408 and encodes 135 amino acids.